This is a messenger RNA of Ziziphus jujuba (common jujube), 1314 nucleotides long. Its product is annotated as GDSL esterase/lipase At5g45950. The record is from RefSeq and is a predicted model, not a curated record. The transcript is spliced from 5 exons. Lineage: Eukaryota; Viridiplantae; Streptophyta; Magnoliopsida; Rosales; Rhamnaceae. Gene Ontology annotation, molecular function: hydrolase activity, acting on ester bonds. The coding region runs from base 98 to 1189 and encodes 363 amino acids.
AUUCGACUAUCACAUAUCCUCCAAAAACAAAGUGAGAGUUUGCGUUCUUAUCAGUUUCAGCCAUCAAGGCUGCUUUAAUCUGCAGUGUAUUAUUAUAAUGAUGGAGAUCAUUAGGGUGACACUGCUGGGGAUGAUCCUAUUUCUGGCUUUGAUGCCAAUAUUGCUCUUACAAGCUCUGGACAUUGGCCAAGUGCGAGCAUUGGCUGCUAGAAACAAUGUGACAUGUGUUUUGGUGUUCGGAGAUUCCAGCGUUGAUCCCGGUAACAACAACGUUCUUCAUACCACAGCGAAAGGGAAUUUCCUUCCUUAUGGAAAAAAUUUCUUUGGUGGCCAACCUACCGGAAGGUUCAGCGAUGGAAGACUUUCCACGGACUUCAUAGCGGACGAAAUAUUUGGUUAUAGGAAAAUAAUUCCAGCAUAUCUCAGCUCCAAUAUGAAAGAGACAAAUCUGAUACAUGGUGUUAGUUUUGCAUCAGCUGCUUCGGGUUACGACGAACUUACCGCCAACCUCUCGGGUGUAUUAUCUAUCCCAAAGCAGCUGGAGUAUUUUAUGCAUUACAAGGUGAAACUGCAAAAAUUAGUGGGUGAGCAAAGGGCAGAAUAUAUAAUAAGGAAUGCUAUAAUUGUUCUGAGUAUGGGGACGAAUGACUUUCUUCAAAACUAUUACGUGGAACCAAUUCGCUCCAAAGAAUACACCGUGGAAGAGUAUCAGAAUUUCCUUGUCUCUCGCGUGGAUAAUUACAUCAAGGAAAUGUAUAGGAUAGGAGGGAGAAGAUUAGUGGUGGUUGGGGUGCCACCAAUGGGAUGCAUGCCUCUUGUACUAACAAUCUGGGGAGACGGUCGUAAAUGCGUGGACACCUAUAACAACGUGGCUUUCUCUUUCAAUUCAAAGAUACAAAAGGAAUUGGUCACUGUUCGAUCCACAAUUGGGAUGAGAACUGCCUUUGUUGAUGCUUUCACUAUCAUACAACAUGCCGUCAACAGCCCACAAAAAUAUGGACUUGAAGAGACAUCAAAAGGGUGCUGUGGGAGUGGAACCAUAGAGUAUGGGGAUUCUUGCAGGGGGAUGAGUACUUGCAAAGAUCCAUCAAAAUAUGUAUUCUGGGAUGCUGUUCAUCCAACACAAAAAAUGUAUAAAAUCCUGGCAGACGAGGCUGUUGAAUCUCUUAAUCAAAAUCUUUUAGCUUAGUUGAUUCUCAAAGGGAUAUCUUAUUAGUAGUUAGCCCUGCUUUUCCAAAACAUCCCAAUUAAGUAGUUCCAAAUUUAACUUGGUAUUUAUACAAUAAAUAAAUCAAAUCACACCAUUGUGUUUCA